GAGUACGUAUUUUUUUCUUUCGCAUGAAAAAAAAAAUCACGAUUAUCUGAAAGUGUUUGUGUAUAUAAUAGAGAGAGACAGCCAGUUUAAGUCGAACUACUGCUUCCACGUUGAUUCUUGCGUUCCCAACAUACGCAAAAUGAUUGCACCAUCUGUAUUCCUGCUCCUCCUUGUGGGGUCAAUCUCAGCACUUCCAUCCAACAGGCGAGAGGUCUCCGCCGAAGAUUGGGGAGCCACCAUUACUGUAACUAUCAGGGAACAAGCCGCCCUUAUUCCAGGGGUACAGACAGAAGAAGAUAUUGCCUCUAUCCUUGGCACCGCACUGCAAAUUGGCCAGGCCAUUUUACCAGUAUUGCAAAGUACUGGUAUUAGAGCAACUCAAGAUGAUCUUGCUUCAAUACUGUCAACGAUUCUUCAAAUCGGACAGGCUGUUGUACCAGUAGUACAAGGUCUGGGUAUCAGAGAAACCCAAGAAGACUUCGCUUCAAUUCUCAACACCAUUCUCCAGGUUGGCCAAGCUAUUGUUCCAGUAGUUCAAGGUCUUGGUAUCAGGGAAACCGAACAGGAUUUCGCUUCAAUCCUCAACACCAUUCUCCAAAUCGGCCAAGCUGUUGUUCCAGUAGUUCAAGGUCUAGGCAUUAGAGAAACCCAAGAAGACUUCGCUUCAAUCCUCAACACCAUCCUCCAAAUCGGCCAAGCUGUUGUUCCAGUAGUUCAAGGUCUAGGUAUCAGAGAAACCCAAGAAGACUUCGCUUCAAUCCUCAACACCAUCCUCCAAAUCGGCCAAGCUGUUGUUCCAGUAGUUCAAGGUCUAGGCAUUAGAGGAACCCAAGAAGACUUCGCUUCAAUCCUCAACACCAUUCUUCAAAUCGGCCAAGCUGUUGUUCCAGUAGUUCAAGGUCUUGGUAUUAGAGAAACCCAAGAAGACUUCGCUUCAAUCCUCAACACCAUUCUUCAAAUCGGCCAAGCUGUUGUUCCAGUAGUUCAAGGUCUUGGUAUUAGAGGAACCCAAGAAGACUUCGCUUCAAUCCUCAACACCAUUCUCCAGGUUGGAACUGCUGUCCUUCCAGUGGUUCAAAGUCUUGGAAAGAAAGAAACCCAAGAGGACAUCGCUUCAAUUCUCAACGCCGCCCUUCAAAUUGGUACCGCUAUUCUUCCAGUUAUUCAAAGCACUGGCAUCAGAUCCACCCAACAAGAGGACUUUGCUUCAAUCCUUAACACCAUCCUCCAGGUUGGUCAAGCUAUUGUUCCAGUAGUUCAAGGUCUUGGUAUCAGAGCAACACAAGAAGACUUCGCUUCAAUCCUCAACACCAUUCUCCAGGUUGGUACUGCAGUCCUUCCAGUAGUUCAAAGCCUUGGAAAGAAAGAAACCCAAGAAGACUUCGCUUCAAUCCUCAACACCAUUCUCCAGGUUGGUACUGCUGUUCUUCCAGUAGUUCAAAGUCUUGGAAAGAGAGAAACUGAAGAGGAUUUUGCUUCAAUCCUCAAUACCAUCCUUCAAAUCGGCCAAGCUGUUGUUCCAGUAGUUCAAGGUCUAGGUAUCAGAGAAACCCAAGAAGACUUCGCUUCAAUCCUCAACACCAUCCUCCAAAUCGGCCAAGCUGUUGUUCCAGUAGUUCAAGGUCUAGGUAUCAGAGAAACCCAAGAAGACUUCGCUUCAAUCCUCAACACCAUCCUCCAAAUCGGCCAAGCUGUUGUUCCAGUAGUUCAAGGUCUUGGUAUUAGAGAAACCCAAGAAGACUUCGCUUCAAUCCUCAACACCAUUCUUCAAAUCGGCCAAGCUGUUGUUCCAGUAGUUCAAGGUCUAGGUAUUAGGGAAACCGAACAAGACCUCGCUUCAAUCCUCAGCACCAUCCUUCAAAUCGGCCAAGCUGUUGUUCCAGUAGUACAAGGUCUAGGCAUUAGGGGAACCGAAGACGACUUCGCUUCAAUCCUCAACACCAUCCUUCAAAUUGGCCAAGCUGUUGUACCAGUAGUUCAAGGUCUUGGUAUCAGAGAAACCCAAGAAGACUUCGCUUCAAUCCUCAACACCAUCCUUCAAAUUGGCCAAGCUGUUGUACCAGUAGUUCAAGGUCUUGGUAUUAGAGAAACCCAAGAAGACUUCGCUUCAAUCCUUAACACCAUCCUUCAAAUCGGCCAAGCUGUUGUUCCAGUAGUUCAAGGUCUAGGUAUCAGGGAAACCGAACAAGAUCUAGCUUCAAUCCUCAGCACCAUCCUUCAAAUCGGCCAAGCUGUUGUUCCAGUAGUUCAAGGUCUUGGUAUCAGAGAAACCCAAGAAGACUUCGCUUCAAUCCUCAACACCAUCCUUCAAAUCGGCCAAGCUGUUGUUCCAGUAGUUCAAGGUCUAGGUAUCAGAGAAACCCAAGAAGACUUCGCUUCAAUCCUCAACACCAUCCUUCAAAUCGGCCAAGCUGUUGUUCCAGUAGUUCAAGGUCUUGGUAUUAGAGAAACCCAAGAAGACUUCGCUUCAAUCCUUAACACCAUUCUCCAGGUUGGAACUGCUGUCCUUCCAGUAGUUCAAAGUCUUGGAAAGAAAGAAACCCAAGAAGACUUAGCUUCAAUCCUCAGCACCAUCCUUCAAAUCGGCCAAGCUGUUGUUCCAGUAGUUCAAGGUCUUGGUAUCAGAGAAACCGAACAGGAUUUUGCUUCAAUCCUCAACACCAUCCUCCAAAUCGGCCAAGCUGUUGUUCCAGUAGUUCAAGGUCUUGGUAUUAGAGAAACCCAAGAAGACUUCGCUUCAAUCCUCAACACCAUCCUCCAAAUCGGCCAAGCUGUUGUUCCAGUAGUUCAAGGUCUUGGUAUUAGAGGAACCCAAGAAGACUUCGCUUCAAUCCUUAACACCAUUCUCCAGGUUGGCCAAGCUAUUGUUCCAGUAGUUCAAGGUCUUGGUAUCAGAGAAACCGAACAAGACCUCGCUUCAAUUCUCAGCACCAUCCUUCAAAUCGGCCAAGCUGUUGUUCCAGUAGUUCAAGGCCUAGGUAUUAGAGGAACCCAAGAAGACUUCGCUUCAAUCCUCAACACCAUUCUCCAGGUUGGCCAAGCUAUUGUUCCAGUAGUUCAAGGUCUUGGUAUCAGAGAAACCCAAGAAGACUUAGCUUCAAUCCUCAGCACCAUCCUUCAAAUCGGCCAGGCUGUUGUUCCAGUUGUUCAAGGUCUAGGUAUUAGGGAAACUGAACAAGACCUCGCUUCAAUCCUCAGCACCAUCCUUCAAAUCGGCCAAGCUGUUGUUCCAGUAGUUCAAGGUCUAGGUAUUAGGGAAACCGAACAAGACCUCGCUUCAAUCCUCAGCACCAUCCUUCAAAUCGGCCAAGCUGUUGUUCCAGUAGUUCAAGGUCUUGGAAUCAGGGAAACCCAAGAAGACUUCGCUUCAAUCCUCAACACCAUUCUCCAGGUUGGAACUGCUGUUCUUCCAGUGGUUCAAAGUCUUGGAAAGAAAGAAACCCAAGAGGACAUCGCUUCAAUUCUCAACGCCGCCCUUCAAAUUGGUACCGCUAUUCUUCCAGUUAUUCAAAGCACUGGCAUCAGAUCAACCCAACAAGAGGAUUUCGCUUCAAUCCUCAACACCAUCCUUCAAAUCGGCCAAGCUGUUGUCCCAGUAGUUCAAGGUCUAGGUAUCAGAAAAUAGAUUAUUGCGUCAAUUAUUUGAACACCUCAUGAAAUAGGACUGGCAAUUCUUUAUGAUUUACACAGCUCUGAAAUAUGAAAACCUUCAUAUUUGUGCUCUUAAAAUUUAUUGCAUUAUUUAUGAAGCUAGAAAUAUAUUUUAAAUAGAAUUUGAAGCUAAAACGCUGAAUUAAAAAAAGAAUGCUACUCCUUAA
Messenger RNA from Physella acuta, 3818 nucleotides. RefSeq lists its product as uncharacterized. NCBI's taxonomy places the organism in Eukaryota, Metazoa, Mollusca, Gastropoda, Physidae. The record is from RefSeq and is a predicted model, not a curated record.